This is a messenger RNA of Magnusiomyces paraingens, 1974 nucleotides long. RefSeq lists its product as uncharacterized. Gene Ontology annotation, molecular function: UDP phosphatase activity; GDP phosphatase activity. NCBI's taxonomy places the organism in Eukaryota, Fungi, Ascomycota, Dipodascomycetes, Dipodascales, Dipodascaceae. The record is from RefSeq and is a predicted model, not a curated record. Gene Ontology annotation, biological process: protein N-linked glycosylation; nucleoside diphosphate catabolic process. Gene Ontology annotation, cellular component: Golgi apparatus; membrane. The coding region runs from base 1 to 1974 and encodes 657 amino acids. The transcript has a single exon.
AUGCCUGCUGAUACAUCAAUAAACACUCAAACAUUGCCGGCAACCGAGCCCUUAUCAACUCAAAAUGAAGCAAGUCACUUAACUUCAAGCAAAUCACUUAUUGAAGAUAGAAAUUCUUCUGUUCUGUCUAAAGAAACCGACACUUCAUCCAGCAGAUCUACAAGUCGAAGCCCUCGAAACUCAAAAACCUCGCAGCCUGAACUUAGUGCUAAGCCGCAACAUUCUAAAACAAUAGAGCAUAAACACACCUCGAUCAAAUCAGCUUUUAUUUAUUUCAAAAUUACUUUUAUCGCAGCCUUAGUGGCAAUUUUAGUGGCAUAUUUAAUAUCAUCAAACGAAACUGUGAACUCCCUGACUGAUGGUCUUUCAAAGCCUGCCGAUUUACUAGAAUCCAAUUUUGUUGUUAUCAUCGAUGCUGGGUCCACCGGCAGCAGAGUACACGUGUAUGAGUUUAAUACAUCCAUUAGUGCCUCUCCAGGACAAAACACACAUUAUAUUCCUCAGCUAGUUCAUGAGACCUUUGAACUCACGCGACCAGGUCUUUCAUACAAGCCCUAUGUUCAGAAUUUCGAUGAAGGCGCCAAAAGUCUUGAUCCGUUGCUUAAGGUUGCGCUCCAAAUUGUCCCGGAAAAGUUGCGCAAAACCACUCCUCUUGCACUUAAGGCUACUGCCGGACUGAGACUUAUUGGAUCAGAAACGAGUGCGCAGUAUAUCGACUACGUCACUCAAUACCUAAAAGAAAAUUACCCCUUUAAAAUUAAAGACGUAGGCAUUAUGGAUGGGAAGGAAGAAGCGGUUUAUGCUUGGCUCACAACAAACUACCUGCUUGAAUAUUUGGACGAUGAGGGGUCUAAUAACAAUACUGAUAGCUUGUCAAUUAAAAGAAACCAUAAAAUGACAGCAGCCGUUUUUGAUUUGGGUGGAGCUUCUACUCAGAUUGUUUUCGAACCAGACCCAGUGUUAUAUUCAGAUGCAGUGAUUCAGGAAAUUGUCCAUGCUGGACAUGGCGACCAUAUUUAUGACAUGGUUCUUGGAGGAUACCAGUAUAAGCUAUAUCAGCAUUCUCAUCUAGGGUACGGAUUGAUGGAGGCGCGCAAGAAAAUUCACCAGACAGUGUUUUCCAAUUACAUUGAAGCAUUAGUUGACGACUAUAGUGGGGACUUGCUCGAAAGUAAACUUGACAAUUUUUUCUUUAAAAAGAGCGGCCAUAUUUUUCAUUUAGAAAAUCCUUGUGUUGCCACUGGUAUGAAUAGAACGGUAAGAGUACCAAUCAGAUCGAUAUUACAAGAAAAGCUUGGUGGCAGCCCGUUAGUUCAAAAAGUGGAUCAUUACAUUGACAAGCUCCGUGAAAUGAACUUGAUUGAAGAGGAUUUGCUUGUCGAUGGGUCAACCCCGCAAACGCACUCUGAAAACUUGCUGGUCACCAUGGUGGGUCCAAAGAUUGCCCAGGAUCCAGAAGAAUGUAUCGAUAUAACUCUGCAAAUUCUAAAUCUUGAUGUCCAAUGUCAUCUUGAUCCCUGCUCUUUUAACGGCAUCCAUCAGCCUGAUAUUUCAGAAACGUUUGGCAAACGUUCAAAUUCUAGCACUGACGCACCAUUAUACAUUUUUUCGUACUUUUACGACCGCACGUUCCCACUGGGACUCCCGCAAAAAUUCCCUCUUUCAGAGUUUACAACAUUGUUAGCGGAUGUCUGUCAGGGCCCCCAGGCUUGGUCGCGGCAACGAAAAGUAUAUGGUGGCGAAAUUAACCCCCGCUUUAAAGAUCUUUCAAAUGAGGUUAUCCAGGAGCUAGAUGGGCGUCCAGAGUGGUGCUUGGAUCUUGCAGUCAUGUACUCUCUACUUAGCAAGGGAUAUGGAAUCCCCCUGGAUCGUGAGGUCACAAUUGCAAAGAAAAUUCACAAUCAUGAACUUGGGUGGUGUUUGGGUGCAGCCAUUGGUCUUUUGAGUGGCUUGGAAGAGGAAAAAGAUAUUUAG